AUGGCUCCCCUAAGGUUCAUCGCUUCCUGUGCUCUGUUGCUCACGGCUGUUUUUGGUUCUCCGUUCCCCCUUGAGGUGAUUGACAUUGAGGAAGGUUUCAUCCCGAUCACCCUAGUCCGUCAGGGUGGUGAUCCUGUCUUCGCGCUGAACAACUCGGUGGUUGGAUACGGAAGGCUCACGGACGUCGGUAUCUCGGUGAACCGGGGUGCCUCUGCAAGGCUUAGAUUUAAUGUUGAAGUGAAUGCUAUUUCCGCGGAACGACUCGAGAACAGUGACAGUACCUUCGAAUCGUCUCUGAAUGAGGAGGAAAGGCAAUCUUACAGGAGUAGGAAGAGUUCGUACUCUGGUGGGCUUGGUGUCUCUUUCCUUGGCGUGCUUGGCGCUAACAUCAACAAGCGUGUGACCAAGGAAUCGAUGGAAUUUGCUCGUUCUUUGGAUGUCAACUACGACCAGAAGAGCACUCUUGCUAGAAAGAUCCUAGAGGACGUGGUGGAGUCCAGAGUGCGAAUCACGGGUGAACUCCUGGCUACCGGUGUGGACCUCAUCCCUACUGUAGCUACGGCACGUGUCAGGACUGCGCGUAUCACGCUUGCUGACAAUAGCCGCCUCUCCGUGGUAUCUAGCACGGCGGAUGAUCUCGUUGCUUUGGAUUCUAAUAAUGACCCUCUCCCGGUCUCCGACAAGGAAUACGAAGUGUUUGACCUGUAGACGGAUAGUGAAAACUGAUGGUGUGGUGCAGUGCCGCCUGGAGAAUUCAAGAACACCUCUUUGAAUCUCAAUAAAAACAGGUUUCCCUUUUCAUAUCUUUG
Chondrus crispus (carragheen) is the source of this 809-nucleotide messenger RNA. RefSeq lists its product as hypothetical. The coding region runs from base 1 to 708 and encodes 235 amino acids. The record is from RefSeq and is a predicted model, not a curated record. The transcript is spliced from 2 exons. NCBI's taxonomy places the organism in Eukaryota, Rhodophyta, Florideophyceae, Gigartinales, Gigartinaceae.